Molecule: messenger RNA, 6259 nt
Organism: Neoarius graeffei (lesser salmon catfish)
Lineage: Eukaryota; Metazoa; Chordata; Actinopteri; Siluriformes; Ariidae
Gene: aida
Product: axin interactor, dorsalization associated
Exons: 10
Coding region: 294-1205 (303 amino acids)
Biological process (GO): determination of ventral identity
Cellular component (GO): membrane
Molecular function (GO): phosphatidylinositol binding
Source: RefSeq, a predicted model, not a curated record
GACAAUUAACUUAACGAAGUCCAGAAGUUGACAUGGUAAGAGAAGGUCUGAAUAAAGAUCAGAGUGAAAUAAAAUCACUUCUAAACUUGAACUUCUUGGCUGCAGGACGCUGACAUCCGAGACAUUCCGGUGUGUGUGCGCGCGCUGUCACGAGGGAAGCUGAAUGCAGGAUUCGGUUAAGUUCGGUUGCACGCGCACAACAACAAGGGCUUGGUCCGGGUGCAGCACGCGGCCGGAUAUUUAACACGGGCGCGCGAUGUUUUAUCUGAACCGGGUUCCUGCAGCUGGACAACAUGGCAGAUGUCAGCAAGACCGUGCAGAAAUGGCAUGCAAGUUUAAAAAAGGGCACGGACUUUGAUUCGUGGGGGCAGCUGGUGGAGGCAGUUGAUGAGUACCAAAUACUUGCACGGCAGCUGCAGAAAGAGGUCCAGUCAUCAAAUUCUCAGGAUUUCACAGAGGAACAAAAGAAAACCCUGGGGAAAAUUGCAGCAUGUCUUGAAAAGCGAAGUGCUUCCUUACAGAGCACACAGUCCCAAGAGGAAUUUACCUUACAGGAUCUGAAGAAACUGGAACCCAUCAUCAAAAAUGUUCUCACUUAUAACAAAGAUUUCCCCUUUGAUGUCCAACCAGUGCCUUUGAGGAAAAUCUUUGCACCAGGGGAGGAAGAGAACCUAGAUGUUGAGGAGGAGCUGGACACGGCUACAGGAACCGGCUUGACGCCGUCCUUCCCCUCAAGGGUACCAGGUACUUUAUUACCAAGGCUUCCCUCAGAGCCAGGAAUGACUCUGCUUACACUGAAAAUUGAGAAGAUUGGCUUAAAAGAUGCAGGGCAGUGCAUUGAACCUUAUAUGACUAUCAGUGUCAGAGACUUGGAUGGUGUUGAUUUAAACCCUGUUCAGGACACUCCAGUGUCAACACAUAAAGAAGAUACAUAUAUUCAUUUCAAUGUAGAUGUGGAAAUCCAGAAACAUCUUGAGAAACUACCAAAAGGUGCUGCUAUUUUCUUUGAAUUCAAACACUACAAGCCCAAGAAGAAGUUCACCAGUACCAAGUGUUUUGCCUUCAUGGAGAUGGAUGAAAUCAAACCUGGCCCCAUUGUGAUUGAGCUGUACAAGAAGCCAACUGAUUUCAAAAGGAAGAAACUCAAUCUCCUUACGAAGAAACCGCUCUACCUUCACCUCCAUCAAACUCUACACAAAGGCUGAGCAAACACAUGGGCCACUGAUAAUAAGGAACACUACUUUUCCCACCUUUUUGUUAUUUGACUAAAGAUGGACCUUUUGGAUCACCUUUAAAAGAACAUAAUAAUAUGACCCUAGACCUCCACUUUGGAAUUUCACCAGUAGGGUUAAGUGUCCAUCAAGUGUUUCUAAAUGUUUUCUAAAAGGUUGAGUAACACUGUUGGAGUAUGAAAUCUGUAAGCAUGGUCAAGAAUGACCUAAUAACGAUGCUCCUUUUUUUUUUUUUUUUUUUAAUUACCACUACAGAAUUGAUCAGUUCCUGAAUGGCGUUGUUGUGUUUUGUUUUGUUUUUUUUUAGUGAAAUGAAGUAAACACAAGUUUUAACUUUUUAUAGUCAGUCGUAGUACUUAACACCUUCUUUGGAAGAUAUUGCAGCUAAUACUUUCUGCAGCCAGCUAGGAGUCUAACUAUUCUUGGUAAAAACACUUUAAACCACUUUUCUGUUCAGAAUGCUGCUUCUUCUGAGAGAUUUUUUGGGCCGUCUUGCAUGCACAGCAUGUUUAAGAUCUACAUAUUUUCAGUAAUGUUCAAGUGAGUGGAUUGUGAUGGCCAUUCUCAAAGCUUCAGCUUCUGUUUGUUAAAGUAGUGCAUGGUGGACAAUUUGGCCCCAAAGCACAACACAUCCACCUGCAUGCAUAAUAGGUGGCAAGGUGUUGUUUAUUUCGCCAAACUUAUCUUUGGUAACUGUGGCCAGAAUUCCAUUUUUACUUAAUCAGUCCACAGCAUGUAUUUCGAAAAUGCAUUUAGGUUAUCUAGAUUUUUUUUUUCGUAUAUCAGAAAUUCUCUUUUGUAAUGACGUCACAGGUAAAGUUUCCUUCUGAUGAAUUUUCCAUGCAGAUCAUUUUUGUGCAGGCAGCACUGCAAAGUAGAACAGUGCACCACCACUCCUGUGUCAGCAAAACCUCUAGGUCCAGUGUCAUGUGUCGUAUAUACCAAGGAGCAGGCCAUUCAGGAUAUGUCUUACCUUCCUUGCUCACAUUACUGUGGUUGGUCUCUGAUACUCCUUUUCUACCAGCAGGGAUCGGGUUCUGUUCUGGUUUGUGCACCAAAUUUUUUGGAACCGUUCAGAACAUUUCAACAAAAAAUAAACUAGUUCAGAACCUGAAAAGUUGGUUCCCAGCUGGUUGUUCCAGUGUGAACUGUAACAUCAGUGGGCAUUUCUCGGUCUUCUUAUCAUUAGUAGUUGGUCCAAGCUUGUUUUUUGGAUGAAAACAAAUAUCUGCAAUAACAGAACAAAAGCUUGCAGAUCAACAAUGCAAUCCACCAUCUUGCUACUACUAUUUACUUCUGUUGUGGAUUGUGCAACACUCUCCUUUGAUGACGCAUCCUUGAUUACAGGGUUUCCACUCAAAACUGGUAGAAAUGUGGGCUGGUUCACUAGCUGGCACAAAGGUUCAAGGGAUACUGAAAGGACUUGUUUCAAGAGCCUGUUCCCUGUUGGUUGGAAAGGGGUAACGGUUAACUUGGAGUACCCUGUCACCUCAACAUAUGUCCAACAUUAUUGCACUCACCAGUCAGGUUCAGCCAGUCCACUGUAUUUGUUAUUGGGUCCUUCUGUGGAUGCUAGGACUACUGAAGGCAGCAGUAGUGGUACAGUAUUUCAGUUGGUCAUGCUGAUACUGCGAGACUUUCGGAAGUGGGUUAUCAGCCUGAGGCUGGACCCCAAAUAUCACAGACCGAGAGAGGGACACAGACUCUAGCUUGCGAUGUCCUGUCAGAUAGCCUUCCUUUAUCAGUUAGAGUACACUGUGGUACCACAAAAGAGGUGUGUCGUGAUAUGUCAUCAUGCCUUAUUCUGCUUGGACAAUGUUGUGACAGAUGCCCCUAGCAUCACCAGAGCACAAGGUUGAAUGGCUCUGUUUGCCUUGCACAGAAGCUCCUCAACUGGGCCUAACCAUGGUUAAGGCCCGGUCCCAGAAUACCGAUAAUUAGAACUAUAAUGAUAACUAUAAAUAAAUUGCUUUCCUGCAGUUUAUGUGGCUGGUGGUCACACCAGACCAAUAACGAUACCUAUAGCCUAGGCCUGGGUUUAUCCGUAUCGGUCAGAUUGCUUCUAGAGUGAUUUUUCCAGGCCUGGACCUGAGCUGAUAAAACAUCUGACCAAUCAGGUAAUUGUUUACAUGUGACGUUGUCUGAGCACGUGCUAUUUUCUCUGGGCAUCUUUGUACAUCCUUGUUGCAUCAUGAAGUCACGGAAUACAGAUUCAUGGACAAUAAAAAAAUAUAAUACAAAGCACGGAUCUUUUAUUCAUGGAUAUGUGAUAUUUUCCGUGAAGUAUCAAUAGUAAAUUAAUAAAUUAAACAUAGCAGGUAAGAUAUUUUAAUUAUGAACUUCGGCAGUCCAAACAUUUAACUGUUUUAGACUUCUGAAUUUUUUAUCCAUGAUGCAUCAUCCGUAUGAAAUCUGUAACCAAUCUGUAAUAUACUUAAAACAUCCGUGACCAAUCCAUACAUUUUUUGUAUCCAUAUUAAAAAAGUAACCACUGUUUAUUUUGUAUCCUUUUUUAUUGCAUUUCCAUAGUCUGUGACCUAUCUGUAUUUUAUCAGUCACUGGCAUAUGUGCAUGGGUUGUUUUGAAGUCCAAACUGUACAGUAUGACCUGGAAUAAUGUGCUACCACUUGGAAAAAACUUGCAUGACUAUUCCUAAAUUGCAUGCAUUUAUUUACCUGAGUGGCAGGACCAACCAAUAUUCUAGUCGGGAUUAUAGUUGUGGUGUGACUGCUCCAGACUGGAACUAAAUUCAAGCAUAGGUUUAUUCAUAGUUGUAGUUAUAGGUAUAGUUAUCGGUGUUGUGGGACCGGGCCCUUAGCCUCACUGAUGCCCCCUUUCCACCAGUGCAAACUAAGUGCUAGUUCUGGGCUGGUGCUAGAGCCAGUUCCAAGAUGGUUCAACCUGUGAACCUUCUAAGAACCGGUUUACAUUUCCAAGGGCUAGAGAGCCACCAUAGAUCCACUGUAUAUGUCUCUGGUUUCUCAGCAACACUAGCGCCAAGCACAACAACAACAAUGGCGGACUACUGGAUCAGGCAGAAUAGACACUAUGCUAGCUCUUUUUAAAUGGUGGUCACAAAGUUUUAGUUGGUCUUGUUGGUUACAAUAAUCCUGCCCCCCCUAGCCUGGCGUAAGCGGUUCUUGGGUCUAGACCAGCAAAGUGUUGGUGCCACUCUUGAACCAGUUUUUCUGUCCAAGAGCCAGUGCUUUGACUGAAACACGAAGAACUAGUUUGAGAUUAUGCACCAGCUCCAAACUGGCUCUGGUGGAAAAGGGGCAUGAGGGUGCCUGAACUAUUGGGACUAUACAAGGGUGCAGCAGAUGUGCAGUCAAAACAUCAGAUAUACCCAGGAAAGUGCUAUCUGCACACAGAAUUGGUGCACCACAUCUGGGACAAGUUUGGUAAGGAGCAGAUCAACCUUUUCACUUGUGCCAAGUCAACUCCUUGUGAUCCUGGGUCUCCCUGGUGGAGCCAGACAGCAUGCUGGGAGAAAAUGCACUAAUCCACAGCUGGCCAUGUACUGAAAGCCCUUCCCAUUCUAUUGCUGGUAUUUUCCAUGGUGUACUGAAUUCACCAACUAGGUCACACAGUCCUAUUUGUGGCUCAUAAAUAGCCAACAAGACCUUGGUUUCCUCUUCUACUUUUUACUAGUGGUUGGAACCCCAUGGUAGCUAUCCUCUUGAGCAGAUCUGCACCCCUAACCAAGUUGCCUGUGGGUUUGGUGCCCUCAGGAUACCACUUGGAAUUCUGCUGGGUGCAGAUGGACUCUUGUUUUCCACAGACUACCAUUUUGGAAAAUUCUAAAAUAAUUAAAAUCUAAAAUAGUCCAUUUUUUAUAAACUUGUGCUUGACGUUCUUAGCUGGUGUUCAUAAAUAUUUUUACUUUAAUUACUGUGCAAUAUGGACUCAUGACCUAGGUUGUACUAAUCAACUGGUUAUUCAGAUAAGUAGCUGACUAAUCUUAAUUUCCUUAAUGACAUUUUUAAAAAAUUCCCGAUAUCAGUUUUAAGGUUUAAGGUGUUUCCAGGUAAGUGAGGGAACCAGGGCUUGUUGUCUGCCCACCACUCCAACCAGGGGAUUUUAAAUUUUCCAUGUUGGAUGAUGUGCAAGUAUUUCUGACCCUCAUCUGCAUGAGUCCUUUUAUAUUUUCUUGCUUUCAUAAUAAAGUCUGGACAUAUAUUUUAUAAAGUCUCGUCUUAAUUGCACGUUUUCACCAUCUUCUCUGCAUAGCUUCAGGUGUUGUGAUCGGUCAUGUCUGUGUCAAUAGCAUACACGAUGAGAGAGCUGUUAAAGAACAUGCUUCAUAAUCGUAUUAUUGGUCAUGUCACUAUAUCCCAGUCCUGUCUUCUAUUAGGGAACUUUCAAAGAAAGUGAUAAAAUACCACAGCAUGAGCUCGUUUAGGAUGAAAAUGCUCCCAUCUACAAGAGUAUGAGAAGUCAAUGAAUGGUUGAAAAUGAGUGAGUAAUCUUACACUAUGACCUUUGCAGAUCUCUUCAGAAUUUGGUGCUCUUUAUUACUGUUAUCAGUGAGGGGAAAUUUCUUUUAGAAGAAUGCUUUUCUGCCUGCCCGUACACUUCCAGAGAAUUGUAUAAGCUACAUGAAUGCAGAGAUGAGCUGUUCUUUUGGAGGCCCAACACAUGAUUAAGACACAUUAUAGUGCCUUUUCUUUUAAUUUGUCACACAUCUCUAUUUUACUGAUGUUACCCUGAGAAUGUGGCCUGAGUAGAUUUUUAAUGGGGUUUUCUCAAGCGUGUGAAUUCUACCUUGAUGUUAAUAGCCACCAGCACUCUUAAUUUCAGCUCCCAGUUGGCUGAAAUUUAGUGAGAAGUGAUUGUGAUGAUGAUGAUGAUUUAUGAAUCUGUAUUGCAAGGUGUCUAUAAAUUAGUAGGGACUGACACACUAUGACCUUUCUUCUGUGUAAAAACUAAAAUGUUCAAAAUGUGUACCCUUAUGUCUCUACAUAAAAGUUGUAUGAUUUUGCUGUAUUUUUAACAAAUGUAUAAUUAACUAAAAACUUUCAAAUUUA